Babjeviella inositovora NRRL Y-12698 is the source of this 1665-nucleotide messenger RNA. RefSeq lists its product as uncharacterized. The transcript has 2 exons. NCBI's taxonomy places the organism in Eukaryota, Fungi, Ascomycota, Pichiomycetes, Serinales. The record is from RefSeq and is a predicted model, not a curated record. The coding region runs from base 1 to 1665 and encodes 554 amino acids.
AUGUCGAUGAAGUCGAGUAUAUUUGGAAAGAGCGCCAUCCAGGCAACGCUCGAGCACAAACGGAAGAAACCGACCGUCAAAAAACCCCUGAGCCCGGGUGCCCCACCGCCCACCAAUCCCCGAAAAUGGGAUGCAGACCAACUUAUUAAAACCUAUACGAAUAGCGGCACGCUCCCACCGCUUUUGUCGCCGACACUCCCGACAACAGAGGGGGUAGACGCCAUCCCAAUGAAGAUGCUUUCACCGACGCUACCGCCUAGCUUUGACCACUUUGACUCGGAGGAAGAACCAGUACGGACCAAGAAACCAAAACUCUCGCCACAGUCUUUACAGCCUGUUUCCCUUCUUACAAGCCAGUCUUCUAACAAUUCGGUUUAUCAUUCGAGCACGCAUGCGAUUAACGUGAAAUCCACGCCAACUAUCAGCCCGUCUGUUAAGCUGAAUCUGAUGACUAGUCCCUCUAAGCCUGUCCCUGUAAUCCACGUCACUUCCCCGGUAAAGGCAAGCCCGAUAGCUAAUAACUCGUCGAAGUCUGUCCAAAAGCCUAUUCGGUCACUGUCCCCCGAAACCGAUACCAAGGUCAUGUCGUUCGAACGGACGGAACAUAACGGUCGGCACAUGUACAUUAUCAAGAAAACGCCCACAUCGUUCUCGCUCAACGUCAGCCUUGCGCUCCCCCAGCGCUUCCUCUCAAGCUUACCAGAUGCCAGACCAGCCAACAUCUCCAUGGGCCUCGGAAUCUACAAGAAGAAGGCGCAGACAGAGCUGGAAGCGGCUAUCCGCGAGAGACGGGCAUCGCACGGUGAAGCCGUGGUGCGGAAGCCAUCCGUCACGGGGAGGCUCCAGGACAUCCAGGAAGAACGGAGGGAGACACGAAAGGCGCCGAAGAUCGAAAGUGAGAAAGAGGAGCGUGACAAGAAAGAGGACAGAGAGGCGAGCAAGUCACUCUUGAUGAAGAAAAAGGCGCACUGGUCGCUGGUUGCGCGGGAACAAAAGCACAAGGCCGACGAGCUCAAGACGAGCAACCCGAAGCUCGCGCUCUUGUACUGCUUUGACUCGCUUAUCGUCUACAUGGUAGCUUUUGAUUACGAAGACCGCUCGCGGCACGCAAUGAAGCAGUUGCUGUCGGAACGCAACUGGAACUCGCUUCUUCCUUACAUCUCGCACAUCAGCAAGCUCGCAGAGACAGCGAAUCGGCUUUCCCUCGCGGGGCUAUGUCUCCAGUUCCAGGCUGUGAUCUCGCAACACAUUGCCAAGAUUCUCAAGAACGUCAUAGUGUCGUAUCGUGACAAAAAGGCAGGUCUAAAGGAGGCAGAUGCGAAAAAGCUCAGUGAGUUGAACGAGAAGAUUAUCCAGCUCCAGGAAACCAACUUGAAGUGCUGCGAUGAUGUCCGCAGCAUGCUCUACAGGGCGGAGUGUAUUCUUAACCUUGAUGCAUUAAAUAAGUUCUACCCAGAUACUUUCGACAAUAAAGCCCGGAAGCCGUUGCGAGUGGCGAGCCGCGCAGAUCAAAGCUCGUUUUUCCCGGCUGCCGACCUGUUCUACCUUCCGAUUAGUUGUUUUACGUCGUUGCAGGAAAUGGCCGCGUACGGGUACUCAGUGGUGAGAGAGUUUGCCCACAGUGAGGGUUUGCCGUUUGACUGGACACUUGACUCGAAAGCCUAG